ACAGCUGUCAGCAGUGCGAUAUCACCUAUGAUUGACAGCCGUCAGCAGUGAGAUCUGAAGUAACACGCAGAGUUUAAUGAGGUGCUUGUCGUACACGUUUACAGGUCGCACUACCUGACACUGCGGAGCGAUCGCAGACGUGCGCUCACCCCUUCUUUCCUUUUAGAGAAAGCGCGUGUGUACGGAGGAUCAGGAGGAGGUGACAGAAGAAGGAGGCACGGCAGCAUCGUUCAUCAAAGUUUCGCGCAGACGCCGCCGAACCGAGUUUGUUUACCUUCCCCUCGAUUGCGUGUAUGUACGCGACCGGUCACGGGCCCGUCGCUCCAGCCCUCCGCUGCCGUUAAUAGGAAGCCUUUCCUCCGGUUUAUAGGAUGUUGUCCAGUCAGAGCGGAGCGGCGCUGAGUGGAAACAGAUCCACGGCGGGAAAGAGCGGCACGGGGCUCAUCGGCGGCGGGGUUCGGACGGGACUUGUCCGUUCUGCUCCGGUGGGGAUGCUCGGGGGGAACGGAGGCAGACCGGGAAACGCGAGUCUGUUGGGACCCGGUCAGCUCAUGGGUGCAAUGGGGGUCGGGAUCCCCGGGAGAUUUGAGCCGGAUAAAGAAGGACUCGCGCACGGGUCUGGCGGCUCGGACGCGGACUCUGAUUCGGGCGAUGAUGACGAGCCCUCGGGGAGAGGAGGAGGCGUCAAGCGGGAGAGAGCGGAGAUGGAGGCAGCGAUGGCUGGGCAGGAGGCGAGGUUAACCGCAGGGGGAUUCGGCGCGGUCCCGGGCGGAGUGGCCGGAGCGAAGCCGGGCAAGAAGACGCGGGGCCGCGUGAAGAUCAAGAUGGAGUUUAUAGACAACAAACUGCGGCGGUACACGACCUUUAGUAAGAGGAAGACCGGCAUCAUGAAGAAGGCAUACGAGCUCUCCACGCUCACAGGAACACAAGUUUUGCUCUUAGUGGCCAGCGAGACGGGUCACGUCUAUACGUUCGCCACACGCAAACUGCAGCCCAUGAUCACCAGCGAGACAGGAAAAGCUCUGAUCCAGACCUGUCUAAACUCUCCGGACUCUCCGCCGCGUUCGGAUCCGUCCACAGACCAGAGGAUGAGCGCCACGGGCUUUGAAGAAACGGACCUCACCUACCAGGUGUCAGAGUCAGAGAGUAUCGGUGAAACCAAGGACACACUAAAACCAGCGUUCACCGUGGCCAGCCUGCCCGGCACCAGCAGCUCUCAGACGACCGUACCCACCACAUCCACCAGCAUGCAGGUCACCAGCGGCCCCAGCUUCCCCAUCACUAACUACCUGGCACCCGUCUCUAACUCACCUAUCACAGGUGCCAACGGUUCGGUACUGAAGAGCGCAGGAGCGUCAGGAGGAGUCGUGCAGUUACCCGGUGGAUUUACCUUCAUGUCAGGCACUUCGUUUGCAUCUGGGGCUCCCAGCAUUCCUCUGGGUCAACUGCAGCAACAUUCACUCGCCCUCCAGAGUUCAGCGGGUCACACCGCCUCCAAUCAGAGCCAACAGACUGUGUUUCGCCUGCCUGCCACCGUUUCUCUCACCAGCGGUGCUUUACCCCAGCAGCUCCAGGCCAUCCAGGUUCAGCCCAGCACUCAGUCUGGAUCCAUCAGCACCAAUCACAGCGGCACAGACACCAGCACUGUGUCUACAGCAUCCAUCGUCACGUCAUCAGUGUCCACCUCUAUGACGGGUCACAUGAUGUAUCCCAGCCCACACACAGUCAUGUAUGCAUCAGCUCCUACACUUACAGACGGAGGUCUGACCGUCCUUAAUGCCUUUUCACAGAGCCCGUCUGCAAUGCAGGUGUCUCACAACCAGACUCAGGACACAGGUGCUGUUUCUCAGGUCUUUCUCACAGCGUCUCCUGGUACAGUUCAGAUUCCCGUCUCAGCGGUUCAGCUUCACCCAGUACGGCAAGAUCAGCAUUUCACAAAUGGUGAUUGGUCAACAGUCCAGCGGCAGCAGUAAACUGACUGAACUUCAGGUUGUCAAUCUAGAUGCCACACAGAACACCAAAAGCGACUGACAACAGAGACUCACUGUCUUAUUUAUAAAUGCCUUUCUAUUUUUCCUCAUACAACAAAUGUGUGUGUCUGUGUGUGAGUGUGCGCGUGUGUUUAAGGGCAGAUGUACACCAACUGUGUAAAUGAAUGAAUGCAGGUCAAAUCUGUGUUAGAAAAGUGUUGGAAGCCAGGCGGUGAUGCCAAACAUUUUUUAAAUUGCAUUUCACCUCUUAAACUCUGUGAACCCGGCCUCGAGUCAAAAAUCAUCCAAAUACAUUUUCAAAUGUCAGUGUUUAACUUUGAGCUUUAUAAAGAUGAUAACUGAGUCUCCACCUUGACAUUCAUGGGGAACUUUUAUUGUUGUGUUUGAAAAAUAUUGCACAGAGAGUAAGAGGUUAAAUCUGUGAGAUUUAGUGAUCUCGUAUGUAAGUUGUGUUAUGUUUGGCAUAAGGGACACUGGGUUAAUAUUCUGUUAAUUUAACUUUUAGUGAAAAAGACACAGAACAAUGUGUGUAAAUGUACAUAAUCUCUUUUUUAAUAUCUGAGGUUUGUGUGUGUGUGUGUGUGUGAUGACAUGUAGCUGUUUUUAUAGAUAUUUUUAUAUAUGUUGUUACUCUUUUGCUUGUAAAAUCAACAGUUUGACUCAGCAUGUAAAUGAAUGUAAUAUAAGCAUAUUAUAUUGAUUUAUACACAAUGUAAUGAUGAGAAAGAGAUGAUUUAAGAUUAAACUUUCUUCUUCUUU
Misgurnus anguillicaudatus (oriental weatherfish) is the source of this 2750-nucleotide messenger RNA. It is a transcript of the gene srfb, whose product is annotated as serum response factor b. Gene Ontology annotation, biological process: positive regulation of transcription by RNA polymerase II. The record is from RefSeq and is a predicted model, not a curated record. Gene Ontology annotation, molecular function: cis-regulatory region sequence-specific DNA binding; protein dimerization activity; DNA-binding transcription factor activity, RNA polymerase II-specific. NCBI's taxonomy places the organism in Eukaryota, Metazoa, Chordata, Actinopteri, Cypriniformes, Cobitidae.